This is a messenger RNA of Didymella exigua CBS 183.55, 864 nucleotides long. RefSeq lists its product as uncharacterized. Gene Ontology annotation, molecular function: protein binding. Gene Ontology annotation, cellular component: Ski complex. The transcript is spliced from 2 exons. The coding region runs from base 1 to 864 and encodes 287 amino acids. The record is from RefSeq and is a predicted model, not a curated record. Lineage: Eukaryota; Fungi; Ascomycota; Dothideomycetes; Pleosporales; Didymellaceae.
AUGUCUACUAAGGCUGCGCUCAAGGCCGCGAAGGCGGCGAUCGAUUCAAAGAAUUGGGAGGAAGCUGUCGAGCAGGCCAACGCUGUGCUUGAGAAGGACCCCAACAACUAUUUCGCGAAGCUGUUCUUAGGGCGCGCCAAUGACGGGCUGAGUAAAUACGACGAUGCUGCGAAAGCAUACAAUGACGCGACAAAGAUCAAGCCGGAGGAUCCACAAGCUUGGCUUGGGCUGAGAGGCAUGUACGAGGUGCUAGGCGGGCGAAAUGUCGAAGAGAACACCAAGGUUGGCCUGAAUUUGGCAGGGAUAUAUGCGAAUCUCGACGAUGCGCACCGCAGCCAGUCGGCCGUCGACAAGCUCGUAGACCAUGCCCGCAAGCACGGCACAAAAACGCAAUACGCACGCGCACUAGCCACUCAACUGCCCUCAUCACCUAUAUACUCAUACCUCGAAGGGCGCCUGCCUCAGCCCUCGGCGACGCUGACGCGCAUUGCCGAGAUCCACGAAACCCAAGAGACCGCCACGAUCAAGAAGCUGAUUGACGAGCGGCGCUUGCGCCUCGGCGCAACCCUUGAGACCACCACAAGCACCGUAAAGAAUGAGGUCUACAGUGCCAGCCCGCUGGAAGGGAUAUAUGAAGAAAUCAUCAACUGGACGAACGAUGACGAGCUGCGGAGAGAAUACGAGGAGAAGCUGUUGGAGCGCGUGUAUGACACACUGCUUGUGCUCCCUGCAGGCGCGAAGGAGGAAAAGAGGCAGAAGGUUCUGAAGCUAGCGCACGAUAUGGUGGUCAUCAAGCACCCGUACCAUCUUGCAUGGCAGAUUGAACUGGAGUGGCGGUCAGGGUUGGACGUAGAAGCCUAUUAG